Molecule: messenger RNA, 641 nt
Organism: Salvelinus fontinalis (brook trout)
Lineage: Eukaryota; Metazoa; Chordata; Actinopteri; Salmoniformes; Salmonidae
Product: nucleoplasmin-like
Exons: 6
Coding region: 170-592 (140 amino acids)
Biological process (GO): chromatin remodeling
Cellular component (GO): nucleoplasm; nucleolus; cytoplasm
Molecular function (GO): chromatin binding; histone binding; RNA binding
Source: RefSeq, a predicted model, not a curated record
CUGGCCAAUGAGAGUCGAAUGCGCGGUGAUUAGCACCUGAUUAGCACGACCCAGGCCAGGACAGAUUUUAAUGCUAGAAAUUUUUGUUGUCUCGAUCGGUGAGCAGGGAGAGAAGAGGCAUAGGAUUGCAGAAUAUUAAAAGGAGGUAACUCCACUCCACUUCAUCUCCAUGGAUCUCUCCCUUUCACCCUCUGUUUCUGACACUGUCUGUGUGCUCUGGGGCUGUGAACUGAAUGAUACCCAGAGAAAGGCAGUGUUUGAAAUAGCGGAGGAUUUGUUGGAGCAUCAAUUCUUUAUCCGAACGAUGUGUCUGAGUGCAGAGGCCAGUAAGGAGAUGCAUGUAGUGGAGGUACAGGACAGAGUUGGGGAAUACAGCAAGCCAGUGCCCAUUGCCACUCUUCACCCUAUGUGCCAACCUAUGGUCAGUUUCAGUGGGUUUGAGCUUUUGCCACCUGUCAUCUUCAACCUUCGGUCUGGGCAGGGCCCCCUCUUCAUUUCUGGACAGCAUUUGACAUUGGUCUAUGAGGAGGAGGAGGAGGAGAAGGAGGUCUUCUCAUCAACACCCCCACUUGAUCACAGUGGUCUUCAAUAACAUGAUCAAAUUUGAAGGACUUCAAUAAAACACAGCACAAAAAGUAAAA